Molecule: messenger RNA, 7180 nt
Organism: Numida meleagris (helmeted guineafowl)
Lineage: Eukaryota; Metazoa; Chordata; Aves; Galliformes; Numididae
Gene: CPED1
Product: cadherin like and PC-esterase domain containing 1
Exons: 24
Coding region: 1697-4873 (1058 amino acids)
Source: RefSeq, a predicted model, not a curated record
GUAAAAGGGUAAAUAGUUCAUCCAGCUGUGGAAUCCCUGGAGGUACCUAAUGGGGACGGUCAUGGAGGGAGCUGAAAGGGAGGCCAGUAAACCUGCGGCUCCUUUAAGACCUGGUCAGUCAGGGCUGCACAUGUUGUAGCACAGGAUCAGGAAUCUUGAUUUUUAAAUGAGAGCCCCUUAAAAGGUACUUCCCUUGGCCAUGAAUAUAAUGGAAAAUUUUUCUCUUAUUUUUUUUAUUUCAGCUUGUUUUUUUUGGAUGUAGUUUGUAGAUUUCCUUUCACAGAAACUUUCCUUCUGGUGUUUUUGUAUGGCUUUUCGGUAUGGCAGCAGCACUGAACAGAAACAAGAAUAUUACUCCCUUUUCUCCCCUCCUUCUUCCUUGCACCACUAAAAAAAUACUCUUUCCAUUUGGAGUAAAGAUUUUAUUUUAGCAUUGGAAUUCUCUUUGGGCUGUCUGGGUGCUUUUCGUGGACCUUCACAGUAGCUUUCCUUGAAAUGUUUCCAAACCCAGUCUUACACUGAAACACUAUAAUGGCAAGGAAAUAAAGAGUUAGCCUUACUCAUAGUAGGAGUAUGUGCAGAAAGGGCAGGCUUUAUCUAAACCAAAAUGAAACCAGACUUCUAUCACAACAUUUAUUUAAAAAAAAAAAAAAAAGUGGCUAUUUUAAAUCCAUAUAGAGAGGAAAAAUAGAUGAAGAAAAAAGAAAACGUGACUUUGGUAAAAGUAUAGGGUAUAAGUUGAUUUUUAAAAAAAGCAGCAAAGGGCAGUGUAACUAAGAUUCCAUUACAGCUGGGGAAUUAGCCCAGUGUGUGUGUGUGUAUCUGUGGAAAUCCCAGCCUAAAAAAGUGCUUAAGGACUAGUACGUCUGGUUUUGAGUGAGGCUGUUGAGAUCACAGAGAUAAGAGAAACUAUUUGUUCUCUUGGAAACUGGUGCCAUUCUGUGAAUUGAAGUGGAAUAGGCGAUAGGUAAUCUAGACUCCCCUUGGACUGAAUGACUCUGUCUCGAACUAAGGACUAAAUCCGUUAAGAAUUAGGACAUUAUAUUGCAAACUCCUUCACUGGUGGUGACAAUAGCUAAGACGGCACAGAGACUGCAAAUCUUAAAAAAAAUUCAGGUUUUAGCAAAGCAAUUUGCUGUCUCAUCUGACAAUAUGAGGAGAAAAAAAGCUUCGUCCUCGUUAGUGUCUAAGAAAAUAGAAAAGGACAAAAAUGAAAAACAGUGCAAUGUGCAAGGCAAACAUGCAGAACAGUCAAACCUGUACAUAUGCUUUUUGUGUCCUUCUAUGCAGGAAGCCUGUCAGAAGCGUAUGGGUCAGCAGGCGGUUAAGGUGCGAGAAGAACUGAAAUGUUACAAGAUUGUGACAGAGGAGCUAAAUGAGUGCUUUACUGUGCGGGAGGUUAGACAGAUUUGAAUACCAGGGCCCUUGCUGCAGGACGCUUGAAGGUUGGUCCCAAAGUAAGGCAGCUGUCGAGGUUCUUCCCUCAGCUCCAUGGGAGGGUACUUCACAGGACUCUGCUCUUCUGGACGCGGUGACUUCUUGCCAGGCACCAGGAAAGGACUCAGCACCCGGAAUUGGGAAAGCCCUCCGUAGCUUUGGAUAAAGCCCGCUUUGGCAUUUUUACCCCGUCAGGACAUGGCUACUGUCACUGCAUCUGCAAUGUGGCCAAGGGUGGAGUGAGGACGGCACGCUGGCCAUGGUGUGUGGGCACAGCCCCAGGUGCCGCAGGCUUUGUCGCCCUCGCCCCUUCCUCCUGGCCCUGGUGGUGGCCAUCUGCCUGUUCUGCCAGACCCUGACUCCCCUCAUGACCAACAGCUUCCUUUCGGCAGUUGUUAAUGGGGUCUCACCAAACAAACAGAGUAAAACACAGCAAGGAAGAUACAAGGAGGUCUCAGCCAGUGACACACGCUGCUUCUUCUCCGUCAGUGAUUCACACACAUUGAAAAAGAUUGAAGACACUAUUCUCCAGUACUUCGGAAGCCAUACGAGAAGAGCAAUUCUGUAUGCACCUCCUGCCCACAGUAAAACUGAGCAUCAGCUCUAUCAGCGCAUCCUGGCAAAGCAUGGAUAUGCAGUCACAGUCCUUGAAAGCAGGACACUGAUGGAAGAUCUGAGACAUGAGGGCCCUUAUCACAGUAGCAUAAGCCCUUGGGAUCUUCUGAUCUGCUUAUCUUCCACAAAAAAUGAUGGUACUAGCUGCAUUCAGAGAGAUGACUUGCAUCACCUGGAGUUAUUCCAGAAGGUAAACCUACUUCCAGAAAUUCAGCAUUUCCUUUGCAGUAAAGAGGGAUUGUGCCAGAUAACAAAAGCCUUUUCAGACCUGCAGCUCUCAAUUGCCACUCCAGAGUGCUCCAGUUGGCAUGGGCUGUUGAGGGACAGCACUGCAAGCAACAUCACCCACAGUGGCAAAAACAACGACAGGACACACAUUGCCCAUCUGCAGUACUUAUGGAGCCAAACCAAUGGAGCACAGCUGAAUCAAGUGUCAGCUUCAUCAGACCACAAGGAUAUCCUUAAAGCUCAAGACCUUUCUGUCAUCAUAAAAGCAUAUGUGCUAGUCACAUCCUUAACACCUUUGAGGGCAUUUCUUCAUUCAGCUGCUACUGUCUGGCAUCCACCCAAGAAGAAGCACUUUUCUGUAAAGCUGCAAAGGUUUUUUGAGAUGUUCUUCAAAAGCAGUUCUCCCCAGCAAGCUUUUAACAACAUGAAAGAAGCUAUAAGCAAACUUCUACUUAUAACUGAGGUCCUCAGUGAAUCAUCUGUCUCAGGACCAGGCUCUUUCAAUCAGUGCAGCCAAUGUUUUCAAAUGCUAACCUUUGACAUUGGGUUCAGUACCUCCAUACACCCCGUAGUUCUUGAGGUGCAUAAAAAUUUUGACUUUCAAGAUGAGGAGGAAUCAAAUAUUCAGGACCAAACUUUCAAAGAAGUUAUUUUUGAAGAUACUUUUAAAUUUCUCUUGUCUAAUAAGUCCUCAAGUUCCAGUUUCAUAGAAGCUUUACAAAACAUAUAUGGAUCAACUGUGAGCAAGGAUGGAAUAUUCCACAAAGACAAUGGACAAUGUUUGUCUUUAGAAGAGAUAAAUUCAAUGAUUACAUUUGUAAAAGAAGUGAAGAAUCUUGGACAAUUUGAGCUGCUUUACCCUUCUGCUGCACCCAAGAUCCAAACUUUACUGCACGACCUUUAUCACAUGGUAGACCCAAUGAGACGGCUUGGUUCAGUCCUGACUGUACAUUGGUUGCUUUCCAGUUUACUUGAACAAUUCCGGUUCAUGACGAAAGAGGCCCAUACAGAUCAUUCAGAAUGGAGAAGCAAGAAGAGUUCUAGAAACUCAUCUCCAACUGCACUGAAAUGGUUACAGCCUAGGAAUUCUUCUCAAGAAAAUGUGAUUCCUAAGCAGAACUUUCGUUUUCACUUGAGGAAGAAUCAUGAAGCAUUGCAUUAUUCCAGUAAGGCUAAAGAAAUUCAAUGCAAUUAUGAUAAAGAUACCCUAUCUCAUAUCAGGCAGAUCUUCACCAGUCCACAGCUGGACUUGAAUCCUCAGUUUAACCCCAAGAUAAAGGAAUACUAUGCAGAAGUCCCAUUUGACGUGGUGACAGUGAAGAUUGGAGCAGAACCUUCGAACUGUCGGUGCCAAGUCCACCUUGAUGAGAUGAAAGGACCGAGCAUUGCUAACUACCCUCUUGGCCUUGGAUUGAACAAAGUUGUUGUUCUUGUAACAGAUGAUUCGCAGCCCAGUCCUCAGGUUGUGAGCAGCUAUAAAAUCAAAAUUUAUCGAGAGGACCGCCCCAGUCUGCCUUUGUUUGAUGACUAUAUGAUAUGUGGUUUUGUGCAGGACUGCGGUUCUCAAAUUCAUCCAGAGGAGUCCUGUGGCUUGCAGCCUCUGUCUCCUGAGUACCUCUCUGCAAUUUCACAGACAGUGCUGAAGACCUGCGAAGCUGGAGACGCAAAAGGGCAGUGGAUUGUCCCUUGCCUCAGCUGCUCUGACAACAGAACCUGUGACUGGAGAGAAAUAAUGUGGCAGCCCCACAGCUGCCAAUAUUCUGUGCUCGAUAAGCCCGAGCUCCAGCAGUGUGUGGAGGGCAGAAAGAUUCUUUUUAUAGGUGACUCAACUAACAGAGGGAUGAUGUACUAUCUGAUAGAAAGAGUGAAUGAGACUCUUCAGGAAUGGCAAAAGACUCAUGAUGUUAAAUGUUAUGAUAAUAUCAAUGAGGGAAAAACAUUUAUCAGUUACUCCUACUAUCCCCAGUUUUGGAUGACUGCAAACCAGAGACCAACUUUUGAAAAAGCGCUAGAACAACUGCUGCAGAGAUCACGUCCCCUGGAGAACACAGACCAGACCGUACUAAUUGUAGGUGGCGUUCAGUGGCUUAAUUCCAAUCACCUGCAAAUUAUCCGAAAGGUGUUGAACAGGGAAAAUCUAUCAAAUAUCCUGGUAAUUAUCAAAUCCAUAGGGAUGGGCUUUCACCUCCCAGUGGACGGAAUACAUUCCUUAUCACAGGCAGAAGUACAAAACUUAUGGAAUGAAAACUUGGUUAUCCUGGAGACGGCAAAAACUUAUGGCUAUGAAGUUGUUGACACAUUUAUCAUCACAAUGGGACGAUACAAAGAAUUCCUGCGUGGGAAGUGCGGGUGUCAUUUCCAUGAGGUGGUGAAAUCCAACCCUUCUGAAGAAAGUCCACACAUAACAAUGACGUUAUCAAGGCACUAUACACUGGGGAAGUAUUUCAGCAGUCAAAGCAAGCUAUCACAACUGCAGGACUAUGCAUCAAAUUCUCAGUCCCCAUAUCAUGUCCGAGGUCCAAUAAAUCAAGUUUAUUCUGAAAUCCUUCUGAACAGGCUCUGUGCAAGUAAGAGGGGGCUUGUCAGCACGUAGCCUCUCCUGGAUGUAGCACUGGGAUGAGAGAUAUGCCACUACUUGAGUGACAAUAGAAGGACCAUGCUGAAUUGAUGACACGCUUCCUUGAUUGGCUGCACAUGUAUCAACAGAGUUUGAAACACGUGGCAUUUUUCCGAACGUGUUAUGAAAUCAAGGCACAACAUUGGAGUUUUGUGGUUUCGGAAUGGAAGAUGGAGGGAUGCAGAGAGAGAGCAGAGGGGAAGUUACUUGAACUGCUGCCAAAUGCUAGAACAGCUGUAGCUCAAGCAACUGUUUAUUAAUGAUAGUAAAGAGAGAGAAAUAUAUACACUUGAACAAUUUGGAAAGGACUGCUUUAGCUCUUCCGCGCUAUCUAAUUUUCUAUUUAUAGAGACACUGUAAUAUUUGAAUGUAUUUAGAAACUGGUUACAUUCCAUUUUAAAGAGUUUUAUUUUAUGUGGAUGGGAUCCCCUUCAAUAUCAAACCUUUUCUAUUUAGACACUUGGUUUAUAGAAUUUGACAGUGUCCUUUUGAACUAUAGUGUUUUUCCUGGAAACACUUCCCUUCUUUGUAUCUUAUAUACAACAGAUGUCUGCUCUAUUUUUUGCAUUUUCUAAAGUUAAUACAGAAACAGAUUUCUUAGACUUGAGACUGACUGUAAUUGUCUCAACGUAACAUGUAAAUUCAAUGAAUAUGUUAACAGACUUAAUUAAGGUCACAGUUUAGAAGAACAGCCAUAUACAGGAAGGCUGCCCUUUGUCACCUCCCAUUGCAGAAGGCAGGCCACAUCAUAACACAGAAAGGCUGCAUCAUCCUCAUCAGCUCUGUGGCUGUAGUUAACUCUGACUAGAUGACCAUAAACAGAUACUUCAAAAAACAUCUGAUCAAACCAGGUCCUGAUAUGUUUUGGCACAACAACAAAUGACUUAAGAGAAAGCAGUAUUGUUUUUUUUGUAUGAAUUAAAAGCAUCAAGAACACAUGAAAAGUAAGGAAAAAAAAAUCAAGUACACAGUAGAGAGGGCAGUCAGAACCAGGUAAGUAUGAGUCUAAUAAAGGAUCCACUGAGUUCUCUGGCUUGAUUCCCCCUUCACAAAUGUAUAUAUAACCCUCCACUUGCUUCCGCUCUCUUUGGAAAAGGAAGCCACAAGCGAUGUCAGUGAAGAUACAAAUUACAGCACAAAACUAACUACUAUCUUUUUGGCUUUUGUAGCAAAGAGGGGCUGCCAUGUAUAGAAAUAGGACUAGAAAUUAAUUACACCAGAUUUAGAGUUCACCUACAAGAUCCUUAAACACAGUCUGUGUCACCAGCUACAGUAUUGUGAAUUCUUGCUCCUUCAGAUAGGAUAUGUGAAGGCAUGCAAUUUGGAGUCCUGUUCUCCUAGAUGGUCAGAAGAUUCUCAAAAAGAGGAUUUGGUACCUGUGAUCUAGGAGACCUCCCACUAUGUUAACAAAGCUUCUAGCUUAGGCAAUGACAUUACAGUUAGUGAGACAGUGCGAAUACAUAUAUAUGUGUGUUUCUCUAUAAUAUGUUGCUGCUGUGCUUACAGCAAAUAUCCCUGAAUUUCUACAUAAGGCUUUUUCCUGACAUGGACCUUUAUAUGAAAGAAAGGAUCAGGAGCUGUACAUAAAUACUGCAAAUGUCAGUAUUUGGUUUUGAGCAAUGUGAUUAUCUAAGUACCCGUUAUGUAUGACAUAAGAUAAUAAACUUGGGUUUGGAACUCUGCACAAGCAAGAAAAUUGCACAAGCUUUAAGUCAAGGGCUUUCAUAUCAAGCCAUUAAUAUCAGUUGAUGCAAAAUGCAGCCAGAUAUAAUUGGCAUUGAGAUGAUCAAUGAUAGGAGUAUGACAGUUCUGCUUCUGUUUAGAUUUUCUUUGCUCAUUUAAAUCCACAUGCUGUGGCCGUUAUUGUUAUGUACACAAAUGUUUUUAAGGCAUGACCUGUGUUUAUGUGUUUGUUUGGUUUGUUUUUAAUCAAAGACUAUGGCUGAAGCAUCAGCUACAGUGAGAACAAGAGCUGACUUUGUCAUACUGUAACUGAUAUUGGCGAAUGUGCAAUUCAUCACUUCCAGAUUCACCACCAAAUGGUUUACAUGUGCUGUACACACAGAUGUCUUAAUGCUUUCCAAAUCUUAAUAUUUUUCAAAUGUAGCAAGUUGAAAUUCUUCUGUAUGUUUGCUAUUUUUUACAUAUCUAUGUACGUAUUUACGUGUGUACAAAUUUAUUGUUACAAUCUGCAAACCAAUGUUUAUUUAAACGAGUUCUUUGAAUAUAUUUUUUUAUCACUGCAUAUGAGCCAUGUAAUCUUAGGAAUAAACAAAGGGAACG